AUGCGUGAAUGCAUCUCAGUUCAUGUGGGUCAGGCCGGUGUCCAGAUUGGAAACGCCUGUUGGGAACUCUACUGCCUGGAGCAUGGAAUCCAGCCGGAUGGUCAGAUGCCCAGUGAUAAGACCAUCGGUGGUGGUGACGACUCCUUCAACACCUUCUUCAGUGAAACUGGAGCCGGCAAACACGUGCCUAGGGCCGUCUUCAUCGAUUUGGAACCAACUGUAGUUGAUGAGGUACGAACCGGCACCUAUCGCCAGCUCUUUCACCCAGAGCAGCUCAUCACUGGUAAGGAAGACGCCGCCAACAAUUAUGCCCGUGGCCACUACACCAUAGGCAAGGAGAUUGUUGAUCUGGUGCUGGAUCGCGUUCGUAAGCUCGCCGAUCAGUGCACCGGUCUGCAGGGCUUCCUGCUCUUCCACUCCUUCGGAGGCGGUACUGGCUCCGGUUUCACCUCCCUUCUAAUGGAACGCCUCAGCGUUGACUACGGCAAGAAGUCCAAACUUGAAUUUGCCGUCUAUCCGGCUCCACAAAUCUCCACCGCCGUGGUCGAACCCUACAACUCCAUUCUGACCACGCAUACGACACUAGAACACUCUGACUGCGCCUUUAUGGUCGAUAACGAGGCCAUCUAUGAUAUUUGCAGACGCAACUUGGAUAUUGAACGCCCAACCUACACCAACCUUAAUCGCCUUAUUGGCCAGAUUGUCAGCUCCAUCACAGCAUCCCUGCGUUUCGAUGGUGCCCUGAACGUGGAUCUGACAGAGUUCCAGACCAAUCUGGUGCCCUACCCACGUAUUCAUUUUCCUCUGGCCACCUACGCGCCUGUCAUUUCCGCAGAAAAGGCCUACCACGAGCAGUUGACCGUGGCGGAAAUCACCAACGCCUGUUUCGAGCCGGCCAACCAGAUGGUCAAGUGUGACCCCCGUCACGGCAAGUACAUGGCCUGCUGCAUGCUCUACCGUGGUGAUGUGGUGCCCAAGGACGUGAACGCAGCCAUUGCUACCAUCAAAACCAAGCGGACCAUUCAGUUUGUCGACUGGUGUCCCACUGGUUUCAAGGUCGGCAUC
Molecule: messenger RNA, 1065 nt
Organism: Dibothriocephalus latus
Lineage: Eukaryota; Metazoa; Platyhelminthes; Cestoda; Diphyllobothriidea; Diphyllobothriidae
Source: the annotation of a GenBank genome assembly